CGCAGUGUUGUCUGGGCCGAGCGGGCGCUCGUCUUCCUUCCGUCCCAAGGCCCGGCUGGCCCAGCUCCGCCUCUGGCUCGGCCUCUCUCUCCUCCCCGGCCGUCCCUCCACCCAGCCGUUCCUCCCUCCCUCCUCCUCCUUCUCCUCGGUAGGGUGCUUCUCCAGCAGCCAGGCAGCAUGGCGGCCGUGGAGACACGGGUGUGCGAAACGGACGGCUGCAGCAGUGAGGCCAAGCUCCAGUGUCCCACCUGCAUCAAGCUGGGCAUCCAGGGCUCGUACUUCUGUUCGCAGGAAUGUUUUAAAGGAAGUUGGGCUACUCACAAGUUACUACAUAAGAAAGCAAAAGAUGAAAAGGCAAAGCGAGAAGUGUCUUCAUGGACCCUAGAAGGUGAUAUUAACACUGACCCAUGGGCAGGUUAUCGAUACACUGGUAAACUCCGACCACAUUAUCCGCUGAUGCCAACGAGGCCAGUGCCAAGUUAUAUUCAAAGACCAGAUUAUGCCGAUCACCCUUUAGGAAUGUCUGAAUCUGAACAGGCUCUUAAAGGUACUUCUCAAAUUAAAUUACUCUCAUCUGAAGAUAUAGAAGGGAUGCGACUCGUAUGUAGGCUUGCUAGAGAAGUACUGGACAUUGCUGCGGGGAUGGUUAAACCAGGUGUGACUACUGAAGAAAUAGAUCAUGCUGUACACUUAGCAUGCAUUGCAAGAAAUUGCUAUCCUUCUCCUUUGAAUUACUAUAAUUUCCCAAAGUCUUGUUGUACUUCAGUGAAUGAAGUGAUUUGUCAUGGAAUUCCAGACAGACGGCCCUUGCAAGAAGGUGACAUUGUUAACGUGGACAUCACUCUUUACCGCAAUGGUUAUCACGGAGACCUGAAUGAGACGUUUUUUGUUGGAGAUGUGGAUGAGGGAGCACGGAAGCUGGUUCAGACUACAUAUGAGUGCCUGAUGCAAGCCAUUGACGCAGUGAAACCUGGUGUUCGAUACAGAGAAUUGGGAAACAUUAUUCAGAAACAUGCACAAGCAAAUGGCUUUUCAGUUGUUCGAAGCUACUGUGGGCAUGGAAUCCAUAAACUUUUUCAUACGGCCCCCAAUGUACCCCACUAUGCCAAAAAUAAAGCAGUUGGAGUGAUGAAGGCGGGCCACGUAUUUACAAUUGAGCCAAUGAUUUGUGAAGGUGGAUGGCAGGAUGAAACCUGGCCAGACGGCUGGACCGCGGUGACGAGGGACGGGAAGCGGUCCGCCCAGUUUGAGCACACCCUGCUGGUCACGGACACUGGCUGUGAAAUCCUAACCCGGCGGCUGGACAGCGAGCGGCCUCACUUCAUGUCCCAGUUUUAAUUUUUUCUGAGUUGGCAGAUCUCAGCAGCAUCUUCUGGCUGUACUGUGCUUUUUAUUGAGAGUACAGAAUGGAAGAGGAAAUUUUUUAUUACUUGUUUUGUUUUGGCUAUAGGUAAGGAAAUACUACAGCAUUUGACAUGUGUCUUCAAGAACUUGUCUUGGGUCUGGAAAAGCCAAGAAGAAUAAAGGAAACGUUUUUCAACUCCUUUCAGUGUUUCCCCCGUGCGCCCUUCCCAAAUCUCUGCACUCUAUGUUUUCUCAUUUGCCCUUUGAGCACUUUUACUUAAACCGCUUCUAGUUGCUUUUAUCACUGCCACAACGGGGCCAGCAGGAGCCAGCUGCUUUCCAGAUAGAUGAAUGUGGAAGGUGAGAAUCCAUGAAACUUUAGCAACAUAUGUUGCCUCAGAUUUUUUUUUUAUUAUAUAGGAAAUGUAUAUGUAUACAUUUUAAAUUCCAUAUAUGUAAUUACUGAACACUAUAUGACCUGGGGUUUGUGUUGAUUCACUCCAACAGGGUCAUAAGCUGUCAUAAAUGGACCCACAGUGUGCAGUGAUUUAAUUCUUAACUGGGAAUUGGCCUCCCUCUUCCCCCAUGUUAAUUAUUUAUCCAUGUAGUUUUGUGUAAGGAAGCACUCAGUCAGACUCUGUGUCAGUGAAUGGAUGUGGCAAAAUUUACUCUGGAAAAAGGUUAUUAGGUUUUUCAAAAUCUAGUUUAUGGCAAAAAUAGUCAUGCUGCAAGUGGCAGUGGCUGUUGCAGAGCAUGAGGAUUUUGUAAUAUAUUGCUACGUCAGACCUCUCUUUGGUCAACAUGAGGGGAACAAAGUUCCCUUUCUUCUACUCUAUUUUAUUUCAAGGACACACGUUGGAGAUAUUCAGAGAAGGGUGGAGGUUGCACUGUGGAAGUUGAUUGGGAAAACCAGUUCUGGAAUCUCUCCAGCAGUGAGCAGAGUGAGUCAGCUGAGAUGCUAGCCUAUAACAUGUAGUAAACCUGGUUGUGAUGAGAAGGAAAACUCUUUGAAGACUGAACUGGUUCCCUGCAGUGGGGAUACAGCUGUCUUUGGAGUGCUGAAAACACACUUUACCUUUACAUCGCUGGGAACCUCAUUAGAAACGACCUCAGCUGCCCAGUAUCUAUGUUCCUUUCAGUAGUUCAGUCCAAAUGCGACUGUAUCGCUGAAGGCAUAUUAGAUCAAAGUCAUUGUCAUUAGAGUAUACUUGAUUACUGGGAUUCAGGUGACUUCUGUGUAAGAUAACUUGAUACCACUGACACGUUAUACUUGUACGAAAACAUCUUUCCCAGAGUGCCUCAGACCUUACUGCUUUAAAAGAAUUAUGAUAAUGUUUUCAUUUUAUUAUUUUAAUGAUUUAGUCAAGUGACCGAAUCUGGUAUAGACUUUUGGGGAUAUGCGUGUGAAGUUUUUUAUCAAACUGUAAUAUUUGUGAAUGGAAUGCCUUGCAAUAUGAAUAUUAAUAUAAUGUGUAAA
Molecule: messenger RNA, 2821 nt
Organism: Pteronotus mesoamericanus
Lineage: Eukaryota; Metazoa; Chordata; Mammalia; Chiroptera; Mormoopidae
Gene: METAP1
Product: methionyl aminopeptidase 1
Exons: 11
Coding region: 178-1338 (386 amino acids)
Biological process (GO): proteolysis
Cellular component (GO): cytosol
Molecular function (GO): metalloaminopeptidase activity
Source: RefSeq, a predicted model, not a curated record